Closterium sp. NIES-65 is the source of this 3360-nucleotide messenger RNA. NCBI's taxonomy places the organism in Eukaryota, Viridiplantae, Streptophyta, Zygnematophyceae, Desmidiales, Closteriaceae. The record is from the annotation of a GenBank genome assembly.
AUGCCAUGGCGUCCACCCAAGCGUCUGCCUUGUUCUGUUACCAAGCCUUUCUGCCAUCUGGCCCUCAUAACCCCAUGCUCCCAUGUCGUCUCUCCCUCCGUCGUAUCCGCCUCUCCCACCUCUCUCCACCUCUCUCCACAUCUCUCCCUAGCUGUGCAGCUCUGCAGCGUGUGUAUGUAUCGCGGCGAGCCACUGCAACCUCUGCCGCCUGCCCUUGUUCCACCUUGCCUUAUCCACCGCACCCCACCUCUCUCCACAUUCCUCCCCCCACCGCAGCUCUGUGCAGCUCUGAAGCGAGUGUACCGCGAUGAGCCGCUAAGCCCGCUGCCUCCUGCCCUCCUGCACAGUCAUGUUGAAGCGUUCUCCACCAAUGGCGCGCUGACGGCUGGCAUCUCGUACCACAGGGCGUUCCUCAGGGGGCUGUGGCGGUUCGGCCGCCCGGUACCCGUGCCGCACAGGGUGCUCGUGUUGUGGGCGGGAAAGGACAAAUACGCCCGCCCGCACAUGGCACAGCCACCUCCCGCCCUUGUGCCCAACGCGCAAGUGGUGCAUUUUCCCGAGCAUCGUAGUCGCGCAGCAGAGAUGCGCGUGAAGCGGCAGCGGGAGGUGCGGCGCCAUGUGCGCUUCUACCGCACGAGCUGCGGCUUCCGCGAGCCGUUCAAGGCCGUCGCGGACGGCACGUUUCUGCACCACGUCACGCGCCUCCGCCUCUCGCCGCUCGCCACGUCACUUCCCAAGCUGCUCGGCUUUCCGACACGUGUGCAUUCUGGCAGAGCUACAGCGCUAGGGGGGCGCGUUUUGAGGCGCCUCAAAAGGCGCGCAGGUGGCAUUCUGGCGGAGCUGCAGCGCCGGGGGGACGCCGUCAAUGCCUCCUCUCCUCUCCUCUCCAUGACAGGACAUUCCGCCUGCCCCCCUCUCAUCCCUCCCCCUCUUUCUCUCCCCCCCCCCUCCGCGGGUGGCAUUCUGGCGGAGCUGCAGCGCCGGGGGGACGCCGUCAAGGCCUCCUCUCCUCUCCUCUCCUCUCCUCUCCUCUCCUCUCCUCUCCUCUCCUCUCCUCUCCUCUCCUCUCCUCUCCGCUCCUCUCCUCUCCUCUCCUCUCCUCUCCUCUCCUCUCCUCUCCUCUCCUCUCCUCUCCUCUCCUCUCCUCUCCUCUCCGCUCCUCUCCUCUCCUCUCCUCUCCUCUCCUCUCCUCUCCUCUCCUCUCCUCUCCUCUCCUCUCCUCUCCUCUCCUCUCCUCUCCUCUCCUCUCCUCUCCUCUCCUCUCCUCUCCGCUCCUCUCCUCUCCUCUCCUCUCCUCUCCUCUCCUCUCCUCUCCUCUCCUCUCCUCUCCUCUCCUCUCCUCUCCGUGGGGGGACUUUUCGCCACUGUCCCCCUCAUCCCUCUCAGAGAGAGAGGGAGACGCCCCCGCUCUCAUCUCCCUGCCUCACUGUGCUCCAUCCGAUCAUCUCCCUGCCUCCCACCCCCCCGAUGAUCCUCUCCGCUCCUCAAAAGGCGCGCAGGUGGCACAUUGGCAGAGCUACAGGGCUAGGUGAGCGCCUUUUGAGGCACUUUAAAAGGCGCGCAGGUGGCAUUCUGGCGGAGCUGCAGCGCCCAGGGGACGCCGUCAAUGCCUCCUCUCCUCUCCUCUCCAUGACAGGACAUUCCGCCUGCCCCCCUCUCAUUCCCCCCCUCUUUCUGUCCCCCCCCCUCCGCAGAUGCACUCUGGCGGAGCUGCAGCGCCUGGGGGGCAGCUUUAAUGCUUUUUCUCCUUGCUCUUCGUGGGAAGACUUGCUGAUGGCCCCCAUUGUAGCUUUUGAGUCGACUCAGAAGUCACCGGGCGGGCGGGGCGCCUUCAAGGACUUCUCUCCUCUCCCCAUGACACGAUGUUCCGCCUGCCCCCCUCUCAUUCCCCCGCCCCUCACCUUUCCCCACCACCCAAACCCCCUCCCCCAACCCCCCCCCCCUUCCCGCAGGUGCAUUUUGGCGGAGCUGCAGCGCCUGGGGGAUGCUUUCAAGGACACGCGCUUUGCUGCCCGCCAGCUGGAGGUCGCCAGGUGCACGCAUGAGGGCGACGAGGCAGUGACGGCAUCGGAGUGCAUACAGCACCUCGUCGCGGGUGGUAACCAGCAGCACUUCUUCGUGGCCUCGCAGGACAUUGAAUUCAAGAAGCUUCUCAAGAAGGUUCGUCCAGGCCCAUUUUCUAGUCAAAGAUGGCACAGAGAUGCCACGUGCAGCUCUUCUCCACGUGCAGCUCUUCUCCACGUGCAGCUCUUCUCCACGUGCAGCUCUUCUCCACGUGCAGCUCUUCUCCACGUGCAGCUCUUCUCCACGUGCAGCUCUUCUCCACGUGCAGCUCUUCUCCACGUGCAGCUCUUCUCCACGUGCAGCUCUUCUCCAGGUGCAGCUCUUCUCCAGGUGCAGCUCUUCUCCAGGUGCAGCUCUUCUCCACGUGCAGCUCUUCUCCACGUGCAGCUCUUCUCCACGUGCAGCUCUUCUCCACGUGCCGCUCUUCUCCACGUGCAGCUCUUCUCCACGUGCAGCUCUUCUCCACGUGCAGCUCUUCUCCACGUGCAGCUCUUCUCUUCUCUUCUCUUCGGGGGUUUCCCUCUUGGUUUGUCUUUUGACAAGCACUGUCCCCACCCCCUUCUUGCCUCCUUCCCUGCACCCCACUCAACCCUCUCCUUCAUUCCUCCCCACCCCGCGCAGGUGCCAGCAGUGCCAAUCAUCUCAGCCAAUGGGACGUCAAUCUCCCUCGAGCCGCCCUCUCCUCUCGACCUCUCCCUUUCCAAGAAAUCCGAAUCUGCCCGGCUCGGGCUGCCCGAACACGAGCAGCAGCAGCUGCUGCUGGCGCGGGCAGCCAAGCGAAAGAAACGAAUCGAGGAGACACAGAAAGGGCUUGUUCCUACAGUCGUCGACAGGACGAGGCAGCGAGGCGAUGUUGCUGGGAGCGAGAGAAAAGCAGAAACGGGAGUAGAGGGAGGAGGCGAGGGGGAGGGUGUUUCUGGGAGUGAGGGAGAAGGGAGGGAUGGGGCAGGUGGUGAAGGGGUGGAGGAGGGGGUCGGGGGGGCAGGAGGGGUAAAUUCAAAUGCAGAUGCGUAUGGGUAUGGAUAUGAUUCAGAGGAGGAGGGAGAGGAGAGGAAGCCGGAGUGGAAGCGGCUGGGGUAUGUGAAGGACCGGGCCAAGUUCAAACGGAAGCGAGUGAAGGGACCCAACCCUCUAUCAUGCAAGAAGAAGGCCCGCCCAGCAGGGGGAGUGGGGAUUGAAGGAAAGAGACAAGGGAUGGAUGGAGCAGGGCCGAAAAAGAGGCAGAGGAGACGGCGGAAGGGAGGCCAGGCGGCUGAAGGAGGUGCGGUGGAUGGGAAUGGUGGAGCCUCUGAAUAG